AUGGAGGCACAAGCUCUUCAGCAGCGUCAUAGUGCCGCAAGCUCAACAAUUGAAACGGAAACGAGGAGGGCAUAUGAUAGUGUUUCAUCACAUCGGACACCGAGGCCCACUUUAGAGUCGUGGCAUUCCGAGUGCCUUCUAGCACAUCGUGUAUUGCACGGUCGUCUACAUUAUCUAGUAAAGGUUCGCCCGGUUUGGCAGUCUGCUUCCUCUGUUCCCUACGAGGCUGAAGCAGAGUACUGGAACAAAUACCCGCUCGAGCAACGCAACAUAAAUACCAAAGGCAACUUCACAGAGAAUCCACGUGACCAGAAGGAUGAAGCUUUUCUACAAAAAAAACCCAAUCUAUCGCCAUCACUAGCAGAAGUCGAUUCUCCUCGUGAACCUCCUUCUCCUAUGGAAUCCGCACAUGAUAAUUGCGGCAACUCUUUCGAAGAUGUAUAUACACCGGAAGACGACAUGUUGUUUGGUUCGGAUAACGAUGGUGAUUCUACCCAAGGAGAAGCGGAAGAGAUAGAGAACCCCGAUGGUGGGAUCAACAACUCUAAGGAUCCCGAUGCCUUCUGUUCAACUGAGGUCUUCGAAUUAGGCAGUAGCAAGGCCCAAAGGGCAUUGUAA
Messenger RNA from Exophiala oligosperma, 618 nucleotides. RefSeq lists its product as uncharacterized. Lineage: Eukaryota; Fungi; Ascomycota; Eurotiomycetes; Chaetothyriales; Herpotrichiellaceae. The record is from RefSeq and is a predicted model, not a curated record. The coding region runs from base 1 to 618 and encodes 205 amino acids. The transcript has 2 exons.